CGAUCGAUCAAAGGAGGAUUAGCUAUGACGUACGUUGCAAAUUGGGUAUCAGUUCUUGACUUUACGCCUUCCCAAAACAAUGUGUGAUUCGUCCUGCUACGCCUACGCGUUUUGCAUUGCAUGCUGCUGUCGUCGUCGUCGUUGCUUCUCAAUUCCAUCAGCACCUAGCACGCAUGCAUGUCCAUGUCCAUUCCUUCACGCCUUGCACAAUCUCCAUUGAUCACCAAUUCACCGGAGCAAAUUAAUUGAGCUAUCUAGCUAGCUGCCUGUCCAAGAACAAUCCAGUGAUCGAUCGAUCAUGGCGUCUCCCGCAGUCGUCAGGCAGAGGCCAACGGUAGGUAAGCAAGCUGGAGAAGGAGAGAGCGCUGCUGCUGCCGGCGACGGCGGUGGUGGUCGUCCGCCGGCAGCAAGGCGGCCGUCGCUGUUGUCGCAGGCGCUGGCGUCGACGGCGAGCCUGGCGAACCUGCUCCCGACGGGGACGGUGAUGGCGUUCCAGCUGCUGGCGCCCACCUUCACCAACAACGGCGCCUGCGACGCCACCACCUCGCUCCUCACCGCCGCCCUCCUCGCCCUGCUCGCGCUCUCCUGCGUCCUCGCCUCCUUCACCGACUCCGUCAGGGGCCCCGACGGCCGCGUCUACUACGGCCUCGCCACGCCACGGGGGCUCUGGCUGCUCGACUACCCUCCCGCCGGCGCCGGCGCGCCGCCGCAGCCGGACACGUCGAGGUACCGGAUGAGGGCCAUCGACGGCGUACACGCGUUGCUGUCGGUGGGCGUGUUCGGGGUGGUGGCGGCGAGGGACAAGAACGUGGUGGGGUGCUUCUGGCCGUCGCCGGCGAAGGGGACGGAGGAGGUGCUGGGCAUCGUGCCGCUGGGCGUCGGCGUCAUGUGCAGCCUCCUCUUCGUCGUCUUCCCCACCACUCGCCAUGGCAUCGGCUACCCCGUCACCAACAACACUACUUCUUCUUCUUAGUUACUUGCAUCGAUCAAAGUAUAUAUUACUCCUAUUUAGUAGUAAUUACUUUACUCGAUUUGAUCCAUUAUUAAUUACGGCUCAAUUUUCCUUGUUUCAAUUAAUUGUGGAUUAAGUAAAUUUCAUUAAGUAUACUACAGUUGUGUUGAUUAAUCUUUGACUGCAA
Molecule: messenger RNA, 1139 nt
Organism: Oryza sativa Japonica Group (Japanese rice)
Lineage: Eukaryota; Viridiplantae; Streptophyta; Magnoliopsida; Poales; Poaceae
Product: protein DMP3
Biological process (GO): endomembrane system organization
Source: RefSeq, a predicted model, not a curated record